Zalophus californianus (California sea lion) is the source of this 5307-nucleotide messenger RNA. RefSeq names its product potassium inwardly rectifying channel subfamily J member 10 (gene KCNJ10). Gene Ontology annotation, cellular component: plasma membrane. NCBI's taxonomy places the organism in Eukaryota, Metazoa, Chordata, Mammalia, Carnivora, Otariidae. The record is from RefSeq and is a predicted model, not a curated record. Gene Ontology annotation, molecular function: inward rectifier potassium channel activity. The transcript is spliced from 3 exons. Bases 476 to 1615 code for a protein of 379 amino acids. Gene Ontology annotation, biological process: potassium ion import across plasma membrane; regulation of monoatomic ion transmembrane transport.
AAGUUUGGCUCCGGCGCUGCGGAGGGAGGGGGCGGCCCGGCCCGGCCCAGCUCUGCCCCCGGCCGGCCCGACCCCGGCCCCGGCCCCCGGACCAGCCCUUAUCUGAUCCCAGCUCCGGGUUUAAGAGUCCCGGCUCUGCCCGUCGCUCGGCUCGGUUCCUCGCUCGUGCCCGCCCCGUCCGUCUGUCUGGCCGUCUGUCCCACUGCGCAUCCGAGGGGCCACUCCACCCCGGACCCAAGGCGUUGAAACUGGAUAAAGCCUCGUGGGGUCGUGACAUGAGAAGAGUGGCGGUCGCAGUGUCGCAAGGAUUUGAGGCGGGAAAGAUCGGGCAGGAGCUGCGUGGAGGCUGGUGCGGUGAUUCAGCCAAAAGGAGGAAAGGACCCGACGUCAGGCCAGGAGACUAAGGGAAGAGGCACAGCUCCCGGCAUCAGAUGGAUGUUGACACGAGGAAGGAGAGUCUGGUGGCCCUGGGAGUAUGACAUCAGUCGCCAAGGUGUAUUACAGUCAGACCACCCAGACGGAAAGCCGGCCCCUCGUGGGCCCAGUGGUCCGACGGCGCCGAGUGCUGACCAAGGACGGCCGCAGCAACGUGAAAAUGGAGCACAUCGCUGACAAGCGCUUCCUCUACCUCAAGGACCUGUGGACCACCUUCAUUGACAUGCAGUGGCGUUACAAGCUACUGCUCUUCUCAGCGACCUUUGCAGGCACCUGGUUCCUCUUUGGUGUGGUGUGGUAUCUGGUUGCAGUGGCCCAUGGGGACCUGCUGGAGCUGGGCCCCCCCGCCAACCACACCCCCUGUGUGGUGCAGGUGCACACGCUCACCGGGGCCUUCCUCUUCUCCCUUGAAUCCCAGACCACCAUUGGCUAUGGCUUCCGCUACAUCAGUGAGGAGUGCCCACUGGCCAUCGUGCUCCUGAUCGCCCAGCUGGUGCUCACCACCAUCCUGGAGAUCUUCAUCACGGGCACCUUCCUGGCCAAGAUCGCCCGGCCCAAGAAGCGGGCGGAGACCAUCCGCUUCAGCCAGCACGCGGUCGUCGCUGCGCAUGACGGGAAGCCCUGCCUCAUGAUCCGAGUGGCCAACAUGCGUAAGAGCCUCCUCAUUGGCUGCCAGGUGACAGGCAAACUGCUUCAGACCCACCAGACCAAAGAGGGUGAGAACAUCCGGCUCAACCAGGUCAAUGUGACUUUCCAAGUCGACACAGCCUCUGACAGCCCCUUCCUCAUUCUACCCCUCACGUUCUACCAUGUGGUGGAUGAGACCAGUCCCCUGAAAGACCUCCCCCUCCGCAGUGGCGAGGGUGACUUUGAGCUGGUGCUGAUCCUCAGCGGGACGGUGGAAUCCACCAGUGCCACCUGCCAAGUGCGUACUUCCUACCUGCCGGAGGAGAUCCUCUGGGGCUAUGAGUUCACACCUGCCAUCUCGCUGUCAGCCAGUGGCAAAUACAUAGCUGACUUCAGCCUUUUUGACCAAGUUGUGAAAGUGGCCCCUCCCAGUGGCCUCCGCGACAGCACUGUUCGCUAUGGAGACCCAGAGAAGCUCAAGUUGGAGGAGUCAUUACGGGAGCAAGCUGAGAAGGAGGGCAGCGCCCUUAGUGUGCGCAUCAGCAACGUCUGAUGGCCUGGUGUCCCACCUCCCCAUCCCUCUGGUCCCUCCUCUUUGGCAUCCUGGGCGAGGGCUGUUCCCCAGGCUUACUGGGGGGUCCCAGAAGCACCCAUCCUCCACUCCCUCUGCCUCAACCUGGUGGCCUGUGGCUAGGCGAGGCCACCUGGAGUCUGGGCUUUCCUUCCAUUGUCCCCUUCACCUCACCCCACUUCCACCUGAUGCACAACUCCCUUACGCCAGGAUGGGGAAGGAGAGGGAAGAUUAGGCUGAAGUGACUUAGAACGCCUCGGCCAUGCUUGGAGACUCACAUUAGGAGGACCAUUGCAGUUGGAUGGAUAGACUCCCCCCACCUCCCGCCGCCACCACCACCACCACCAAGUUGGGUGACUUGAGGCUGGAGCCCCCACCCGCCUUUAAUUUCCCACGCAGCUAGUUCCCUAAGGCAAGACUCUGACAGUCCUUUUGGGGUCUGUGCCCUUAGAAAUAUGGGAAUCUGGAAUUCAUUUAUCCUGGGUUCUCUACCAACCCCUGUUGAAAGAAGUCCGAGUUUUUCAGAGUGUGGUUCAUUUCUACUGGCAAAUUCGGACUAUAACCUAGAAUCCUGGUCACCAGUUUUCCUCUAUUUUCUCAAGUGGACCCUCUCUUCAGAUACCCAGUUCUCUCACUGCUGCCUCUGCUCCCAGAGAAUUGAGGCUGACCCAGGAAAUGUUAAACAGUCACAACCACCACACCAGCAUCCGUCCUGGAAUCCGAACUCAUUAGUGUGGAGGGACUAAUGCAGAGCUUUUGUCCAAAACCUUGACCCUAUUCUGCACACAGCCCUGGGAGGAUUCGUUUCCUGGUGAUCUGUGGAUGGGAUGAGCCUUGCCAGUAUGUUCCCAGGCCCCACAGAAAGGUCUAGAAAUGAUGUUCUAGAUACUUACAGGGCCCAGAAUCCCUAGGAAAGUGACAUCAACCCUACCAUGCAGGAUGAGUAAAUUCUCAGAUUUCCAGACUGCUGUGUGAAGCCUCUGGGAAUUGGGGGUGCUUUAUUAGGGUUUGGGCCAGGGCAGAACUCUGUGGCCGGCAGACACAGGCUGUCACCCCUACCUGUGCCCCUCUGACGGUGCAGGCUAUUUCAUUAGUCAGUGCUGGGAGGGAAGGGGACCACGCCUCCUGGUCAAAUAACCUGGGUCUCCCUUAGCCAUUCCUGAGAGUUGGGAUAAAGUGGGCGCCAGCCCCAUCUCCACGUUCCUCUGCCACGAAGCCACCUUCAGGUGCGUUAAAGGGCACACUUUGGGAGAUCAACUUCAGGCUGUUCCUUGUUCCCUGGUGGGGGCUUGGGAGGGGCCAGGAAGGGCAUAUGGGCACCAGAACUUUCUCUAAAGCCCUAAAUCCCAAGAGUGCCUCCUGGUCUCAUUUAGGUACCAAGGAACUGUCCCCCUUGCCCCCACAGUGGCUUGGUGUAGAGUCCGUGCAUGAAUCAAGUGUCGGGUUGUUCAGGUGGACUCGGUCGAUUGUUACAAGCUACACACUUACCCAGAAUGUGUACGUGCAUCUGCGUGCGGAGCUUUACAGAGAAACUCACCCGGUUCUGAGGAUGGACCCAUGGUCACCACAAGAUCCACAUAAGAUCCUCUUAUGUGCAUCUUUCCUUGAACUUGGCUAACUACAACUUCAAAAGGAAGACCCUUCAUUCUUCACUGACCGCAAACCCCACCAACACUCCCUAGCUCUCAAGAAAACAAGAACCAGAAAAACUUGAAAAUCCGACACAGAGAAGAACAGAAGCCAGUUUCUAGGCUCUCAACUUUAUUCAACAUGAGACUUACCUGAUUUCUUCCCAUGUGUAAAGGCCCAAAGUACUGGAGUGAGUGUGUGUGUGUGUCUGUGUGUGUGUGUGCGCGCGCACGCACGUACCGUCUUCUCCAUUAGCAAGCCAUCCUCCACUAGUUUCUCCUGCACACAGCUGCGUCCCUCCCAAGGGAAAUCCUUUCUCCCUAGUCCCCUGCUGUCUACUCUAGGCCCCCAGACUCUGCUCAGAUUCUUGCAUAACAGAAUGAGGACAUUUUCUGACUUAACCUUUUUGAUUCUCCUCCAUGACCCCAGACUUUGCUCUAAGCUGCACUUUAAGUCCUACUGUCCUUUUAAUACAGCCUGGCUGACUCUCCCUUAAGCUUCCCCAGAGAACAGCCCCGCCCCCGCCCCCCGCCAACCAGCUCUUUACACUGUGGCCUCUUCCUCGGAGCUGAAAUCCUUCUUCGGGCUAUCGGACAAGCUUGAGGAUCAGCCAGGUCUGGUGAGAAAUGGGCCCUGUAGACUUGGAAUGUCAGGACAGUGCUAGGCACCGAUGUUAACGGGGAGAUGCCAGACGGGCAAAACGACCGAUGGGGGAGGGUACUCAGGGUGUGACAAUGACAAAGGGUGCUGCUGAGGGACCCAGUGAAAUCAGUGAAACCCGAGUCUCCCUUGGAUCAGCAGAUGAGACGUAGGUGGAGGCUCGGGAAGUAGGGCAUGAUACAUAUGGAAGGUUGACCUAAGGAGAAAGAGACAGAGAUAAUAUAUAUGUAGAGAGAUGUAUAUAGAUGUAUAUAGGAGCAAAUAUACUGAAUGUACAGAAAGGAGAUGUUAGCGUGGGGGCAGGUAUCUUGCUCUGGUUUUGGGGCAGGACUCCCCGGACUUCCAGACUCUUGGCCAGUGAUCCUGGUUUCAAGGUGGAAGCGAGAUAGCUGAGAAGGCUUUCGGGUUUGAUGAUGGGAGAGGGAGGCGUGGAAGCCGCUCUUCCUAAGUGAGGGGACGCCCGCUGGAGCUCCUGAUAAUGUGGGCUGAGGCCCAGGACGAGGGAGACGGGGAGAACGCAGGGGGCAGCCGCUGGGGCCACGGGCAUCUACAACCCACUUCUGCUGCGUGCUUCACCCCCACGGUGUCCUGGCACUAUAGCACUUUUUUUUUUUUUUUUUUGGUUUUAAAAUAAAAGCACCUUCCGUGUCCUUUUCUUGAAGUACACUGUAUGUCUCCUUCCUCCACAGGGCUGGGGGCCAUGGCAGCUCCAGCUCGCUGGCGGAAGGCUGUCCAACCAGGAGCUGAGUGCUUCGGUGUGCGGGGGGCGCUGGUGGGACGCCCCGACCCUAGCCUCCAAACGCCAGGACUGUAGAGGUGUGGGCCUCAUGCUGGGCCCAAGGCCGUGGCCCGGCCCCCUACAUGGCUGCAAGCAGCCCAAGUGCUCUCUGUGCCAGAAGAGUCCCAGUCCUGGCACUGGGUUUGCCAGUGGGGAGGCAAGGCAAACAGGAGGAGGGGGGUUAUCAGCUGCCCUGGGGGAGGCUGCGGUUCCAUGAGAGGCUUCUGAAAUCCUGACUCUUCUCCGCCUCGUUAUCCACCACCCAUCUCUGCCAGCUAAUGAGACCAUCCAAGGAUUUCCCUCUGAAGCCUGAGCAAGGAAGCCAGCUAUAAUAUUGCUACAAAUCGGGGAUACUGCCCCCUCCCCAAGGCUGCUACCCUGGUCCUUUCCCCUGCUGGUUAACCUAGUUUCUUUGUAACAGGUAACACGCCACCCUUGCUGUAGAUAAACAGCUCGGUCAUGGCCAGCUCUACCGAAGCACGAGUGUCCGGGGACAGCUUUUCCAGUUACCACAUUAAAGACUAAAACAGGUCAAAUUUACCUAGUAAAAAAAGACGUGAACUUGUUUGGUUUAUUUUACUUAAUUUUAGUCUGCUGCUGAAUAAAA